Molecule: messenger RNA, 1589 nt
Organism: Xylona heveae TC161
Lineage: Eukaryota; Fungi; Ascomycota; Xylonomycetes; Xylonales; Xylonaceae
Product: DUF1688-domain-containing protein
Exons: 4
Coding region: 288-1589 (433 amino acids)
Source: RefSeq, a predicted model, not a curated record
GUCGCAUUCUAUCAAUUAUCUAUACUCUAAUCUGAGCCGUUGCGGAGAAGGGACUUGAAGAAAGAAAAAAAGAAGGGGAAAAAAAAAAAAUUGGUCAUUGAUUGUUUUGAUUUACUUUUGCUAGAAAUAUCUCAUUGCGCGCACCCUGUCUUCUCCUCUUCUCCUAUCCCCUCUUUUUGGCCAAUUCUUGUUGUUGUGCUGCCUUUCUGCCUCGACCACAGCGCACCUGACCAGUUGAGACAUAGUUGAACUUUUGUCUUCAGUUGAUCAAAUUUUCCUCAUUCGUCAUGUCCUCUCCUUUUGAAUAUCUCUCCUCCCUCAAAGCUGUGCGCGACCGCUCGACGGUUGUCUAUGAGGCUGCCGAGCGGGGUGAGACGGCCAACUUUGACCUGCACAAAGAAAAGCUCGACGAAGCGGCCGACUAUGUUGCCAAUUUGAUUUUGGAUAGCUUCUCUCCUGCCCAAUUCGACCAGAUUCCCCCUCACGGGAGAUGGCAGCACUUUGAAGUCGAAGGCCAACCGCGCCUUGGUCAAUUGCUUGAGCAAUGGCAAAAGCAGGGUGUCGACAGUACAGAAUGCACGCGCAGACUGAUUGAUAUUUUCACCGUCUCUGUUCUGCUUGAUGCCGGCUCGGGCGAUUUUUGGAAGUUCACUGAGCCCUCGACCGGGCUUGAGAUUCGACGAAGUGAAGGUCUGGCAGUCGCCAGCUUCUACAUGUUCAAGGAUGGUGCAUUCAGCAGUGGCUCGGGCGAGGAUGCUUUCCGAGUCGAUGGUGCCGGUCUCAAGAAAAUCACUCCCGAGUCUCUCGCUAUUGGCAUGCAGUCGAGUCCAGAGAACCCUCUUACCGGUGUUCAAGGACGCGCCGACUUGCUCAAGUGCCUUGGUGACUCGCUGCUCUCGAACCCGGAGAUUUUUGGCCCUCAAGGCCGCCCUGGAAACCUCGUUGACCAUUUGCUGUCGAAGCAAAAAGACUCUUCGCUUGAUGUAGCGGCGCUAUGGUCUGCUCUUCAGAUUCUUCUCCUUCCCAUCUGGCCCAAGGAUCGUACCUGCAUUGAAGGCCAACCUAUCGGCGACGCAUGGCCUCUAAGCACGCUUGAAAAGAUUGCUGCUUCCAAAGGCGAGCGCAAGCCUUACGACAAUAUCCAGCCCUUCCACAAACUUACUCAAUGGCUCGCCUACUCCCUCAUGGUCCCCUUUGUGCGUCUGUUGGGUCUGAAAUGGGCUGGUAACGGCCUCCUUACUGGUCUUCCCGAGUAUCGGAAUGGCGGCCUCUUCGUCGACCUGGGGGUCAUCUCGCUCAAGAAGGAUGCGCUCGAGCGUGGCUGCCAAAAGUCUGGCCAAGACCUGCCCCUCUUCUCUCCUUCUGACGAUGUCAUUGUCGAAUGGCGCGCUCUGACCGUUUCCCUCCUGGAUCGUCUUCACCCCAUGGUGAAUGCCCGAUUGGCCCAAAAAGGCGCGACCGUGGAGCUCUCCCUUGCACAAGUUCUCGAGGCUGGUUCAUGGAAGGCUGGCCGUACCUUGGCAGCCAAGUAUCGGCCGUCGAGCAAGUCAAGCCCCAUCCUCAUUGAGAGUGAUGGAACAUUGUUCUAA